AUGACUAUGCUCGCCAAAAGGGUGUGCGCGAUUGAGAAACAGUUAAGCCGGCUUUCUUCCGCCCUCGAGCGUUACCCUAGCUUAUCUAUUGGCGCCGAGGACGCGGAGCAAUUGCGAAGCACCGAGCAACCAGCCGACAGCGACGAUACGACAGAUCCCCUUUCUUCUGACGGGGGAGGGGCUCAUCCUGGCCCUGGGCCCACGGAAGAACUCAGCUACAUGGGCGAGACAUCAAUCAGGCGCACCUUACAAGAAGUUGAAGACAGCUUGCACGAGCUAGGGCUGCCGGUAAAAGAUGCCGACGCACCCACAGUGGUAAGUCCUGACUCUGCACUAACAAGCGAGACAUCGGCCACUAGCUCGCGCUCAUUGCGUACCUGGGUUCUCAAAAUCCUCGCGAAAUACCAACUGUGCCCGCGCAAGGCCGAUUGGGUCGUUCUCUUGGACUUGUACUGCGACUACGUCCACCCGCUGUACCCCUUUCUCCAUAUCCCUUCACUACGGAGGUCGUACGCCCAGCUCGUAGGCGAGACCGACGUAGUUACCGCAGGGAAAGAGUCUUUUGCACAGGUCCUACUCUGCCUGGCGCUUGGCCGCUGCACAACCUCAGUGCGCGCUGAAACAAACGACGGGAUGCAGUCCUCGGGAUGGGCCUUUCACGCGGCUGCGCUGGAGUGUGUCAAGGAUGUCGUUGAUCCCUUGGGAGAUACCCCGGCCAGCCUGUCGAGGCUGCAUGUCCUGACCCUCAUGGUGGUGUAUCUGUUCCGGAUUGACGCGAGCGAGCGGGCGCACAAGGUUUUAUCCCUUACCAUUAUCCAGGCACAGCACCUUGGGUUACAUAGGGAAGCGGUGCUCGAAACGGCAACGACAUUUGUCGCCGAGUCCUCGCGGCGUCUGUGGUGGUGCUUGUACAUCCUAGACCGCCGGCUUUCCUUGACCAUCGGGCAGCCCUUUGUGAUCCAGGACACAAACAUGGAUACCAAGCUCCCGCUGCUCCUCUCGGAGACGGCGAUGGAUGCUCUGUUUCACUGUCCAGCGACGUCGGGCCCAGAGGACGACAGCGGGUGUGAUGACGCUCAAUCCCCGAUCCCGAAUCUCAUCGCAAUGGUGGGCUACUCGAAGAUCGCAGGCAAAGCGUGGAACAAUCUCUACCAAGCCCAGUCCAUGGACCGCGCGUCCGAGCCUACUCUUAUUGCUUCAUUUGAAGACCUUUUGUCGAUGUGGAAGCAUGGUCUCCCGCCGAGCUUAAACUGCGAUGAGAUGCGUCCUUGCCAGGACCACAUUCCCGGGCCACCCGCUCGCGGAUGGCAGCCGAAGAACCGGUUCCUGAUUGUCAUUCGAACCCUCUGGCUCCGCAUCCUCAUCCGAAAACCCAUGUGCAGCCGCUCCUCGCCAAACCCCUGGAUGACGACGUUCGACAACGACGCCGCUUGCGUCUCCCUCGCCGACCGGAUCAUAGCCUUCUACUCUCGCAUCGUCGACCCCUACGGAAUUUACACCUUCCCGUUCAUAGAAUACCUGCUCGGCGCCGCUUCCACGGCCCUCGGCCUAAUCGUAAAGGUCCCAGUCUUUCGACUCCGCCACACGCACUCCGUCAUGCAGGCCACGCACAUGCUGAACACCUUCUGUACGAAAACGUGGGUCUCUGGGAAGACUCUGCGCUCCGUAAAGCGUUUCACUGACAUGAUGACCGAUGUGAUAAACCAAUGCAACAACCCGCGCAGUCUCCAGCCUCGGAACGCCCGGAGUCGCGAUAGCAAUCCUCCCGGUACAAAUGGUGCCUCGAAUGCCACCUCAAGGAAAUAUUCUCUGGAAGGAAGUAGUCAGAACGCGACCCGGUUAGAAUUCACGGCCGCCCCGACUGGUACUCUCCACGGCCACUCUGCCGUUAUUGGUGAGCAGACUCGGGCUGUCAAUGCAGAUGGCAACGCGCAUGGGCUUGAGGGCGGCACAUCGUCGUAUCACUACCCCAUCAUGUCUUCUCCACACGAAAUGGUCGACUUGCCCAGUUUCGGGCCCGGGCCGGACUUCGUGGGAUCUUUUGCGCCAGGCCUGGAGAGCCUGGUAAUCACGGAUUAUGCUUUCGAAAGGUCGGUCGCGGACCAGAAUAUAAUGCAGGGGUCUGGAUACAUCCCGUACGAAGACAUUGCUGCCGGCAUGCUGCAGUAG
Molecule: messenger RNA, 2169 nt
Organism: Aspergillus mulundensis
Lineage: Eukaryota; Fungi; Ascomycota; Eurotiomycetes; Eurotiales; Aspergillaceae
Product: fungal specific transcription factor domain-containing protein
Exons: 3
Coding region: 1-2169 (722 amino acids)
Biological process (GO): DNA-templated transcription; positive regulation of transcription from RNA polymerase II promoter by galactose
Cellular component (GO): nucleus
Molecular function (GO): RNA polymerase II cis-regulatory region sequence-specific DNA binding; DNA-binding transcription factor activity, RNA polymerase II-specific; zinc ion binding
Source: RefSeq, a predicted model, not a curated record